Actinia tenebrosa (Australian red waratah sea anemone) is the source of this 1793-nucleotide messenger RNA. RefSeq lists its product as uncharacterized. The record is from RefSeq and is a predicted model, not a curated record. NCBI's taxonomy places the organism in Eukaryota, Metazoa, Cnidaria, Anthozoa, Actiniaria, Actiniidae.
AGUGGAUUAGUGGUUAUAGCUUGACUAUUGAUAAAUGGCAGCCAAACGAACCAAGCGGAGACAGCCAUGGAUAUUGCGUUAUUAUGGCGAAAAACUGGCCACCGGGAACUCAUGGACUAUUCAACGAUCUUAACUGUAAUAUUUACAGAAUGUUUAUAUGCGAAUACAAAAACGAAGUCAACCAUACGCAAGGUGUUUUAAAAUUCUGUCCAACUGUAACAACAACCCAACGACCUACUGUGACCCCCUCUCGUCGCACCAACAUCAAAACUACYAUGUCUAAUGAGUUGACCUCGCUAUCUAUGUCACACGCUGAUCCACCGGCCACUCCUGAGCCCUUAACGGAAUGGACUUUAAGAAAUGCAUCAAUACUUUCACCAGAUCCUCAGGCUUUAGGAACAUCCUCUCCUGCAAAUGCACCCGAAGGUUUUCCUACCAUGUUGGUGGCCAUUGUUCUUGGCAUUCUCUUGGCUGUUGGAAUUUGCAUGUUUUUUGUYGUUUUCUGGUGGAUGAAACGAAAGUCAGGAGAGUCGAAAUCCGAGAAAAAACCCUGGCAAUCAUAUGCAGUAUCUACGCCUAUGGCUGAAAAUAGAGCUUACCUAACAAACCAGAGGAACAAUACCCCAGGUCAAGCAGUAGGGACUGAAGAUAUGCAGCUAUAUGCAGAACCAGAUGUUUUGUACGCCGAGAUAGCUGAUGACUACUACCUACAACCUUGUGAUUCYUUUGAUUCUCCAGCGCCGUCGUCCACACAUUCUGAGGUGGAAUAUGCUAAUUCACCGAGUCCAUCGACUCYACCGACAGGAUACGCAGACUUGGUACAAAACCCAGUCUAUGAAAACCAUAUGYCAUAUCAACCUCUUAAUAAAUACCCAGGAGAAAUAGAAGAAGACGAAAUUGCUGUUUGAACAACACUACAGAGCAAUAGUACAAGUGAGAAUUGCCAAGUAUAGGAGCUCCAUAGAUAAAAAGGGUAUUCCGGCCUUUUUAUGUAUGCUUUAAAUGUGAACCAGCGGAACCAGUGGAUUCAAGAAUUGUUCUUAAAACAGGAAUGUUUCCUUGAGAACAAAAUAUAAAAUUACAGACUUCUCUUAUAUAUGAGAUUGCACUUGAAGUACAUGCCAUAUCUGGCAUCUUAACAAAUGCCCAGAAGAGGUGGAAGAAGACUAAACGCAAUGCUAUAUGACCCAGUAGAGUUACCAAAUACAGCUUCAUUAACUAUGGUUGCUCUAUGUAAAAAAGAUUAUAUUAGGCUGCAAUUGUAGGACUUUUGCGCUUUCUAUGASUCAUGAUGAUGAUGAUGAUUAAGUAYAUAGUAGUUCCAUAGAUAAAAGAAAUUAUAUGAGACUUCACUUGUGUAGGCCUCAUACGCCUCCUAUGAGUCAUGAUGAUGAUGAUGAUGAUGAGGUAUAGUGGCUCUAUAGAAAAAAAGAGAUUAUAUAAGACUGCACUUGUAGUGUUGAUUAAGCGCACGCGCGAGACUAACAUAGAAGAGGUUAUCAGUUGCAUGAUGCUUCUUUAACUACGUUUUCUCUAGGAAGUGGCGCGUUUUGCAUGYUCAUAGAACUACAUGUAUAGUAAGCGCAAAUUUGGGGUUUAUAUGAAUGCAAAUCAUUCCACACUCUUUUAAUUUUGCGAAGAUACAUCACAGGCAAUGCAAUCGAACAAGUAAACAAUGCCGGACAGGGUGCCUGCCGGACACCAAGGUAAUAUUUUAACUGUGUCUAUCAAGCAUGUCUGUGGACAUGUGUAGCUUAUACAUAGUGGACAUGUGUAGCUAUACAUAGUGGACA